CCAAGCACCAACACUUGUACAGUCGCCCACACACACACAAAAUAACACACAGACUAACAGUCGACAUACACAGGCAAUUGCAAACACAAACUAUUACACACACCUGUACACAAUGGAAGCGCAAAUUGUUUAUAUAAAACUCUUGCGACUGUCAUUGAAAUCCGCAUCUAAUGUGUCUAAGAUCCGCCUGCAAGAAUUGGCCGCUGGCAUUGGUGAACUGCGUCAGCUGUUGUCCUGUGUCGUCUGCCGCGAACUGCUCAAGGAUCCCUACGAACCGGCGCGACGUCGCUGCGGCCAUCAUGUAUGUCGGCUUUGUUUGCGCGGUCGCAAGCGCUUGAAACCAAGUUGCGAACAGUGUCAGGAUUGCUUCGACUUCAAAACGUACAAGGAGAACAAAUCCAUGGCCUGGCAAGUUCUGUGUUAUCAGACACUGUGCAAACAGCUGCAGCACUCGUUACUCUAUGCUCAGCUUGCCGGGCAGCGGCCGCUCAACUGUAGACAGUACAAUGAACUGGGUACGACGAUGUCACGUAUUCAACUGCCCGAUGAGACAGCCCAGUGGUUCAUACGCGAGGGCGCCAACUACAAUGAUAUGUGCGAUACCUUUUUGCCGCAACCCGAUAGACUGACGCUAAAGGACAUUGCAUCGCUGCCCGCUGAGACGCCACCCACGACGGCGGCCACCACACCUGAGCUGCCCUAUGAGCAGCACUUACCGGAGCAACAGCUGUCGCUAACGGACAUUGAGCUGGAGGCAGCGGCCACGGGCGAUCAAUACAUGCAUCAUCCUUUGCCCCUGUUGGCCUCAUCCUCAAGUGCAGCGCGCAUGCUACAGAUUCCCACUGCGGCUACGCAGACCAUCAUGACAGCUGGCUACAUGGAGCCCAGCUGGACGGAUCAAGUGGAUCUCUCGGCGGCUUUCACACUGAACACCUUUGGUCACAGCGGCGCCACAGCCAACUAUGCUACCUAUGUGCUGCCCAGCGGCUGCACAGAGCUUCCACUGCAUAUGCCAGCCAUUGGUCAAGUGGUCGAAGUGCCUCUGGAAGCAAUGACAGCCAGCACAUCGACAGCUGUGGUCCCAGUCCCAGAAGCAGUGCCAGCUACCGUGACCUUUAAGCGCCGCCAUGCGGAGCUGCUGGCUGAGGAGCUGCAACAACAGCAAUUGGAACAGCAACAGGAGAAGAUUAGUCGGUUGCCGCAGAAGCCCACAAUCAUCUCAUCUGUGCAGGUCAAGCCACCAACUGCUCUUGCUCCGCUGGCUGCAGUUCCCAAUACGAUAACAGCAACUGUCCCCAAGACAAUGGCAGUAACAGUUCCCAAGACAAUGACAUCAACUGUUCCCAAGGCAAUGCAUGCAGCUGUGACCACAGUUGUCCCCAAGACACCAAUAGCAACAUCUAAGCUAUUGACAGCAACUCCAGCAACUACCAAAGCAUUGACUGCCACUGUAGCUGCUGCAAUUCCGAAAGCCACAACAUCAUCACUAGCUGUGACAGUUCCCAAGGCAACAACUUCGCUGACCGCCACAGUUCCAAAGGCAACAACAUCAUCACUGGGCGCAACAGCUCCCAAGACAUUGACAACUCCUGUAGUUGUUAAGGUCUCGAAGGCAUCGAUAUCUCUAACUACAUCUGUUCCCAAGACUCUCACAACAUCUGUAGCUGCAAAAGCUCCCAAAGUAUCCACAUCUUCAACUGCAACUGCUCCUAAAAUGUCGACAUCUCAAACUGCCACAAUUCCCAAGAAACUCCCAACAUCUGUGGCUGCCAUAGCAACCAAAACAACCUUGGCAACUGCUUCACCAUCCAAAGGCACAACAUUGACUAGAAGCGCCGUCAAUGCCAAGACCACAACGACCGCUCAAGCAGCCACAAUGUCUAAAUCAACAGUUUCCGCUAAGGCACAAGCAACUGUCCAGGCAGCUGCUGUAGUCACUACGCGCAGCACAGCAACAUCAAGAGCUGCUGCAGCUCCAGUAGCUCCAACAACCGCCAGAGUGGCAGCCGUAGCUGCGCCGCCUAAGGUCAUCGAAAAGUCGCCAAAGGAGUUGCGCGCAUCCCAAAAACUGAAGCCAAAGGAGAAACGCGGAUGCCGCUGUGGUACCUCAUCCGCCCCGGGCAAAGCCACAUGUCGCACCACGCGUUGUGCCUGCUACGUGGUGGGCUUGAAAUGCGUAGACUGCAAGUGCAAUGGUUGCAAGAAUCCACACACUUAUGUGGGUGACAGCAGCGAUGAAGACGAUACUGAUUCCGAGCUUGAGGCUGAGAUGGAGGCAGAAAUGGCGGCAGAGGAAGCAGAAGUUGUGACUGAGGAGCCUGUUGAGGCGUCACCGCCACCACCAGCGCCGAUGCCAUCGGGUGUUACACUGGUACUAGUGUCCAAUCCACAAGCAUCGCAGCGUCCUAUGGUCGUGAUGCAAAACGAAAGUGGCGAAUAUCAGUAUUUCAACGCCUUCAAUGGCUCCGUGCCCAUAGAUCCCGUUGAAGCUGGCUUCCCGUGUGUCGUGAUGCCACCUCCUCCAGCGCCGCCGUCAGUUGAACAGACAGCAAAGAAAUUCAAGGUCUCACCGCCACAAACAGAGAUGACCUCACAUUCACGACUGGAAUCGGUGGAUGAGCUGCUUGGUGCCAGCUCCAAGAGUAAAGUGGUUGUCGGCGACUGUCCCCAGGCAUUGUUUGAGGACAUUAUGUCCGGCUCGGAUGAUUUAUUCAACGUUAACUACACAUACAUUUGUAUACAUGUAUUUUGUAACCAGCAGCGAUUCCUUAAGUUGUUGCUAGGAAUCUUUACUGGACAAUUGAAAUUAUUUAUGAUCGCUAAGUGAUAAUAAUCUAUAUGUAUGUACAUUCAAGAAUGUAUGGUAAACAGAGUCAGGCACCGCAUGUCGAACUUAUCUUAGGCGAAAGUGAAAGCAAUAGUCAAACAAACAAUUUAAUUCUAAUCAAUAUUUCGACCCCUUUUUACAUUGAUUGUACUACUGUAAAACUAGAAUUUUUUAACAUUCAACAGUUUUGCAAAAAGGGGUCGAUUUUUCAAUCGUCUAACGAAUAAUCGAAUCGUAAAAAUAUUGAAACUUCCUUAAUAAUGCGGUCGCUGUAAACCAAAAACAAAACAACAAUUUUUUUUCAUAUAUAUAAGGCAAUUUUUUUCAUAUGUAUAAGACAAUUUUUUUCAUAACUAUAAGCAACAUUUUUUUCAUAUGCAUAAGACAAUUUUUUUUAAUAGCUAUAAGGCAAUUCUUUUCUAAGCUAAGAACCUUUUUUUGAGCAUGAAACCUUUUUUUUUUAACAUACAACUUUUUUUUGAGC
Drosophila sulfurigaster albostrigata is the source of this 3311-nucleotide messenger RNA. It is a transcript of the gene msl-2, whose product is annotated as E3 ubiquitin-protein ligase msl-2. Gene Ontology annotation, molecular function: ubiquitin protein ligase activity. Lineage: Eukaryota; Metazoa; Arthropoda; Insecta; Diptera; Drosophilidae. Gene Ontology annotation, cellular component: MSL complex. The record is from RefSeq and is a predicted model, not a curated record. Bases 113 to 2827 code for a protein of 904 amino acids. The transcript has 3 exons.